This is a messenger RNA of Diaporthe citri, 945 nucleotides long. RefSeq lists its product as uncharacterized. Bases 1 to 945 code for a protein of 314 amino acids. The record is from RefSeq and is a predicted model, not a curated record. The transcript is spliced from 2 exons. Lineage: Eukaryota; Fungi; Ascomycota; Sordariomycetes; Diaporthales; Diaporthaceae.
AUGGCUUCCAAAUCUCUCCUGAUGGCCGCCAACGCCGGGGCAGCUUGGGCAUGCUACACCUCACCUGUGCCCCCAGGGUUCACCUCAAACAACACAGGCGCCAUCUGGGCAUAUGUUGACUACAGUGACCCAGCUGUCGCUGUGAUCCCCGGCGCCUUCAACCGAUCGGUCUUCGACGCCCCUUUCGCCAGCGAAGUAUCUGAUGAUAGGCAAGCUUCAGCGAAUUCUUUCCUCAAUACGACCGAUUUCAUUGCCUACGACGAGCGUUUCUUCUCCAUCAUUGGACCUGCAGCCACAGUCACACAUGUCCAAAGGUUGAGCACCGCCAAUGUCCAUGAAGCUCCAUGUUGGAAUCCUGGCACUCGGGAGCUGCUUUUCACGGAACGGGGACAUCCGAGCCCAGAGAAUGGCAUCCAUCGAUGGCAGUACUUGCUCGGUGUGGAUAAUAACGAGUUGAGGAACAUUACCACCGUGCCACCCACCACCAAUCUUCACGGACCGGAAGAGAUUGGAAGGCUGAUCAAGAUCGAUCCCUCGACCCUUGAGACGACCGUGCUCCUGAACAACUUCUACCAGCAGCCAUUCCUGGGAUUCAAUGACCUCGACACUGACCGCGACGGCAACUUCUGGCUCACUGAUUCGGAUAGUGCUUGGGGCCGAGACAUCAUCCCAUUCAGCAGGCCGACACUUCCCUCCGUCUAUUUUGUCAACAGAUCCAACAUGCGUCCCCGCGUGAGCCACAUCACCGAUGGAAAUGCCAAUGGAAUCGCCAUCUCGCCUGACGGAUCGACCCUUUAUCUCCCUGACGCCGGCGUGUCUGAGAAAAAGCCAGUCGACCGGAAGAACCCCUACAACAAGCGUGACCUCUCCGCCUUCGACGUUUCUGCUACGGGUGGUGUUUUGAGCAACCGCAGGUUAUUGAACAACCCGAUCAGUUAUUUCUAG